Molecule: messenger RNA, 3598 nt
Organism: Musca domestica (house fly)
Lineage: Eukaryota; Metazoa; Arthropoda; Insecta; Diptera; Muscidae
Product: long-chain-fatty-acid--CoA ligase 5
Exons: 12
Coding region: 932-3046 (704 amino acids)
Biological process (GO): long-chain fatty acid metabolic process
Cellular component (GO): endoplasmic reticulum; membrane
Molecular function (GO): long-chain fatty acid-CoA ligase activity
Source: RefSeq, a predicted model, not a curated record
UGUUUCAGUUUAAAAACGUCGUCUCAGUUUUAACGACGUUGGGUUUUUUACUAAAUUGUGUUGUGUUUCUGUGUGCUAAAAAUAAAUAAAAUAAUAUAUACCUACACCCUCUUUAUCCUGGAAUCGGUGGAGGUGUUUAAACAAACAUUUUAUUAACGACAUUUGUUUAUUCUUCGUUUGCGUUUGUAAUUUUGUAAUGAUAUUUGUCGAAAAUAACGAAAAAGGCCCUUUUCACGUCGAGUAAAAAACAAGGAGACCCGACGUCAUCUUUGUAUUUGAUUGCUUUUGCUUUUGUGCCAGUUCAGAACCUACAAAGCUAAUAAGACCACAAAUGUUUGCAACAUUUAUGCUCGCUUUUAGAAAGUAAGAAACAAAGUUUAAUGAAGAUAUAUUAACAAAUAAAACAAAAAGUUAAUUUAACAAAUUCACAUUUUAACGAAAUAAAUCGAAACACGUAAAAGUCAAAACAUUGUGUCGUGAAACGUUUGUUGCAGAAACUAAUCGAUACAUCUCCCCCGAAAUAUACAAUACAUCCGUUAUAAAUAUUUGUAGAAAUUGGUUGAAAAAAUAAAAUAAAAUAAACUGGAACGAAGGAUAUAACAAUCGAACGGCGGAUGUAAAAACCUAGGCCACAGUUAACAACAGUAGCGAUUUGACGUUAAUAACAUAAAAUAAUUUUUAAAAUCCGUACUAAUCAUCUUAAUUCAACAAACUCAGGAACUCAAAACACGUAUUGAAAAAAAAAAACCGCAUCGAUGAAUAAUUUUUAAGAACCCAAAUUCUAAGACAUUAUUUAUAGUAAAAUUAAAAUAAUAAGAAGAACAACAACAACGGAUUGAAGAAAAGGCCAAAGAAAACUCUCUUUUCAUUGCAACUUUAGCAGUAGCCAGCACAAGAAGAAUAAGAAGAAGAUAAACAACAACAAUUACAUAUGUCGCCAGAAAAGUCAAUUUGGGCCUAUUUGAAUCAUUUCAUAAUGAGCAACAUUUCAUAUUUGUUUGAUGAAAUCGAUGGCUAUCUUUAUUAUUUUGGCGGCACAGCCGGAGUGCUAACGCUUACCGGCAUCGCUGCAGCUUCGGCAUAUUAUUUUACAUCCCGGCCCAUACCGGAAAAACCAUUAGUGCCUCUGGAAAAUCAAUCGCCUAUACUGGAAGGUCCGGAACAAAUUCAUGUCUCGAAGUUCUACAAAGAAUCAAAAAAUGGCAAAUUCGUGUCGUACAUCACAGAGAAUGUACGAACCCUGUACCAGACGUUUCGUGAGGGUGCCUAUGCGUCCAACAAUGGACCAUGUCUGGGAUGGCGAGAAACCCUAACAUCUCCAUAUCAGUGGAUCAAUUACGAUGAAGCUCUGCUGCGCGCCAAGAACUUUGGCUCCGGCAUGCUUGCCCUGGGCGUAAGACCUAAACAGCUGGUGGGCAUCUACUCACAAAAUCGUCCCGAAUGGAUUCUGUACGAGCAGGGCUGUUACUGUUAUUCGCUGGUGGUGGUACCGCUCUACGACACCCUUGGACCAGAUGCCUGUGCUUUUAUCAUUCGUCAGACUGAAAUGUCAAUUGUGGUGGUGGAGGAUGAUGCGAAAGCCUCCUUGCUUUUGGACAAAGCACCACGUUCGCUGAAAAUCCUUGUGGCCAUAAAACCGGUGAGGCCAGCUACUUUGGAAAAUGCCCGCAAUCGAGGCAUACAAAUCUUUUCGUUUAUCGACGUCGAGAAAUUGGGUGCCAAAAGCAAUCAUCCCGAAGCACCACCUAGCUCCGAAGAUCUCUGUACGGUGUGUUAUACGUCAGGAACCACGGGCAAUCCUAAGGGUGUUAUGCUAACACAUGGCAAUGUUGUUGCUGGAGUGUGCGCUGUCAUAUUGCAGUUGGGUGAUCAUCGCAUCCGUGCUAGUGACGUCAUGAUUUCGUUCCUGCCAUUGGCCCAUAUGUUCGAACGCUGCUGUGAGAAUGGCAUGUACUAUGUGGGAGGGUGCGUUGGCUUCUAUUCGGGCGACAUCAAAGAACUGAACAAUGAUUUGAAGAUGUUGAAGCCAACCGUUAUGCCGGCCGUGCCUCGUCUAUUAAAUCGUGUCUAUGAUAAAAUUCAAAAUGAAAUCGCUGCCUCGUCCAUAAAGAGAGCCUUAUUUAAUAUGGCUUUAAAAGCCAAAGAGAAAGAAAUAUCCAGAGGUAUAUUGAGACGCAAUGGUUGCUGGGAUAAGCUGGUAUUCAAGAAGGUGCAUCAAGCUUUUGGUGGAAAUCUUCGUUUGAUGGUGGUGGGUUCAGCUCCAUUGGCUGGUAAUGUUUUGACUUUUAUGCGCUGUGCUUUGGGCUGUUUGGUGGUUGAGGGUUAUGGCCAAACCGAAUGUACCGGUGCCAUAACAUUGACAGUGCAGGGAGACUAUGUGCCCAAUCAUGUGGGUCCACCCGUAUCCUGUAAUGCCAUUAAGCUGGUGGAUGUACCAGAAAUGGAAUACUAUGCCAAUCAAAAUACUGGUGAAGUUUGUGUUCGAGGUUCAAAUGUGUUCCAUGGUUACUAUAAAGAUCCUGAAAAAACUGCCGAAGCCAUUGACCCUGAGGGCUGGCAUCACACUGGAGAUGUUGGCAUGUGGUUACCAAAUGGUACAUUACGUAUCAUUGAUCGUCGCAAGCAUAUCUUCAAGCUGAGUCAGGGUGAAUAUAUUGUGCCCGAGAAAAUUGAGAACAUUUACACUUUAAGUCAGUACGUCAAUCAAGUCUUUGUUUAUGGCGAAAGUCUGAAGAGCUGUAUUGUGGCUGUGGUUGUGCCCGAUGUUGAAGUCCUAAAACAAUGGGCCAUGGAAAACGGUGUACGUGGUACACUGUCCGUACUUUGUAAUAAUCCUCAAGUGAAAGAACUCAUCAUGACCGAUAUGCUGAAGUGGGGCAAACAGAGCGGACUAAAAUCAUUUGAACAGGUUAAAGACAUUUAUCUACAUCCAGAUCCAUUUUCGGUGCAAAAUGGCCUGCUGACACCUACCUUCAAAUCAAAACGACCACAGUUAAAGAGUUACUUUAAACCCCAGUUGGAGGAUAUGUAUAAGCAUCUGGCCUAAGGCUGUCAAAACUUAUUUAAACUAUAAUCAACCAACCAAAAAGCAAAAACAACAACAACAACAAAUUAAAAAAAACAAUAAUUACAAAUAAUAAUUUUAAAUAAUAAUCUCAAGAAGUUAGCGAAAAAACGUAAACUAUUUUUAUGACCUAUCAAAACCAAAACCAACCAGAAAACAGGCUGCAACUAUUCAAUUUUUAGAAUUUCUCAACAACUUCUUUUAACAUUAUUCUCUUUCUCUGAAAAAAAUUAAAUAUUAAUUAAAUAAAAACGAUAAGACUAUUUAGCUACAACAACAUAUUUAAAAAAUAUAACAAUUAAACAGGAACAGUAACAGAAUUAUAAUAAAGAAGAAAAAUAAAUAAAUAAUUAAUUAGUAUCUCUUUUAACACUAAAUAGAUGAUAGGUAAAAAGUAAUCGAGCCAGAAUUGAGAUGAAACACAUACAGACACACAAACACACAUUGAUAUCAUGCAAAACAAACGAAAGCAAUAAUUUCAAGAAACGAAAAUACGAUUUUAUCACAACUAAAACAAAAACCACAAACAAAACA